AUGGCAGACUCAACAGAUGGAAGCAAUACUCCCGACCUCGACUAUCCCAUCGGAAAGAUCAUCCACCUAAAAAUCAGCACUUCAAACCAAGAGCAGACAGAGCUACAUGUGAAAAUAAAAGAACAAAAGCGACCAUGGACAUUAUCAUGCGGCAUGAUAGUCGAGUUCCAGGACACUGCAGACUCACAAACAAUCUCUGAGACUCUACGCAAUCAAAGUGAAGCGUUCUUAAAGAUGUUUGACCAGAGAUUCGCGGAGCAGAUUCGCCAAGACAACGGUAUCGAUACCUGGUCUGCGGAUAUCGAACAAGAAUUCCUGGGAGCUCUUACAUCCGGCAAGGCAGAAGAAUUUCUCUACAAGCUUCAGAACGUACCGAAUUUCCAAAGAGAUACUGAGGACGACUGGGACGCAGCUGAAAACGAAAUCUACCUGGCUGCCGAGCUACGAAAAUGCUUCACCUCAGAAGUCGCAACGUACAAUCGUCUCAAAGAAUACCAGGGAAAAAUCAUACCUCGCUUCUUGGCAUCUGCUGUCCUUGACGUGCCCUCAUCCAACGUGGCCCCCACUAUACAGCAACAAGAACUUUACAAGAAACAGGGCAUUCUACUACAAUAUCUCCCCGGCUUCUCCCUCUCCACCAUGGCGGAUAAUGCGCCAGAGUCAUCGUGGCAAGCGAUCGUCGACCAGGCUAUUCAAAUAGUCCAUGUCCUCGGCGACCAUGGCAUUCUGAAUGCCGACGUUCGACCGGAUAACUUUAUAGUUGUUCCCAAAGAUGACACCUACCAGGUUUUCAUGAUAGACUUUGGGCAAUGCAGGUUUCGGCGGGAGGAUGAGUCUGAUGCGGAAUGGGGACGGGCGAAGUGGAGACAAGAUGAAGAAGGCGCUGUGGGAUAUGUUAUGAAGUCAAGGUUAAAGAAAGUUGGGUUUGAACUUAACUUUGAACCGAGUUGGAGAUAUUUAGCCUGGGCUCCUGGAGAGGACGACUAG
Fusarium musae is the source of this 987-nucleotide messenger RNA. RefSeq lists its product as uncharacterized. Bases 1 to 987 code for a protein of 328 amino acids. The transcript has a single exon. Gene Ontology annotation, biological process: protein phosphorylation. The record is from RefSeq and is a predicted model, not a curated record. Gene Ontology annotation, molecular function: protein kinase activity; ATP binding. Lineage: Eukaryota; Fungi; Ascomycota; Sordariomycetes; Hypocreales; Nectriaceae.